AUGGCGAAGUCCCGCCACCGCCUCCUCCUCGUCACCAGCUAUACCUCGCCGGCGAGCCAGCCAACACUGACAAAAUUGAAAAGUCCAAAGGGUUUUACACCGCUGUUUCCUGCACAAGGUGCAGCAGAUCGUGUCCGGGUCGAAGCCGGCUGUCUUCGUAAAGCCCGCCGGCCAGACUAUGGCGGGUGGUCCACAGUCAGCGUGCGUGUUGUGGACGACGAAACCGAGCAAGCGACGAUCCAGGCGGAAGCCGCGGCAUUUGAAGCCAAGAAGACGCAAAUCCAAAUCGAACGCGACAACGACUUUCUCAUGGACGAGUCGUUACAUGCCGACAAUGCGAUGGGUGCGUUCAAUCGUGGGGCGGGCGCCUUUCAGAUCAAGAAGGGGGGUCGGAAACUCCAAGGCAAGUACGUCGAUGUGUCGCUGAGCCGUGCUACGACUUGGCAGCUCGACUCGUUCACGACGUCCAAGUGGAUGCAACUGGUCGUCUAA
Molecule: messenger RNA, 492 nt
Organism: Aphanomyces invadans
Lineage: Eukaryota; Oomycota; Saprolegniomycetes; Saprolegniales; Verrucalvaceae
Exons: 3
Coding region: 1-492 (163 amino acids)
Source: RefSeq, a predicted model, not a curated record